Macaca mulatta (Rhesus monkey) is the source of this 5017-nucleotide messenger RNA. It is a transcript of the gene AMPD3, whose product is annotated as adenosine monophosphate deaminase 3. Gene Ontology annotation, biological process: AMP metabolic process; IMP salvage. NCBI's taxonomy places the organism in Eukaryota, Metazoa, Chordata, Mammalia, Primates, Cercopithecidae. Gene Ontology annotation, molecular function: AMP deaminase activity. Gene Ontology annotation, cellular component: cytosol. The record is from RefSeq and is a predicted model, not a curated record.
CAGCAGCCCCGCUCCGUCGUGCCCAGCGCAUCCCCUUUGCUCCAGCCCUGCGGCCGUCCCCUUCGGCCCGCGGCAUGGCCCUGUCUUCAGAACCGGCCGAGAUGCCGCGGCAGUUUCCCAAGUUGAACAUCUCUGAAGUGGAUGAGCAAGUCCGGCUCCUGGCGGAGAAGGUGUUUGCUAAAGUGCUCCGAGAAGAGGACAGCAAAGAUGCACUGUCCCUGUUCACUGUCCCAGAGGACUGCCCCAUCGGGCAAAAGGAAGCCAAGGAGAGGGAGCUGCAGAAGGAGCUGGCGGAGCAGAAGUCUGUGGAGACCGCAAAAAGAAAGAAAAGUUUCAAGAUGAUUCGGUCCCAGUCCCUGUCUCUGCAAAUGCCGACACAGCAAGAUUGGAAGGGCCCCCCGGCAGCCAGUCCGGUCAUGUCUCCCACAACCCCUGUGGUCACUGGAGCCACUUCCCAGCCCACGCCAGCACCCUAUGCCAUGCCUGAGUUCCAGCGGGUCACCAUCAGCGGAGAUUACUGUGCCGGGAUCACUUUGGAGGACUACGAGCAGGCAGCCAAGAGCCUGGCCAAGGCCCUAAUGAUCCGGGAGAAGUAUGCAAGGCUUGCCUACCACCGCUUCCCGCGGAUCACAUCCCAGUACCUGGGUCAUCCGCGGGCAGAUACUGCACCUCCGGAAGAGGGCCUUCCAGACUUCCACCCUCCUCCACUGCCCCAGGAAGACCCCUACUGCCUGGAUGAUGCACCCCCCAACCUGGAUUACUUGGUCCACUUGCAGGGGGGCAUUCUCUUCGUGUAUGAUAACAAGAAGAUGCUGGAGCGCCAGGAGCCGCACAGCCUGCCCUACCCCGACCUGGAGACGUACACAGUGGACAUGAGCCACAUCCUGGCUCUCAUCACCGAUGGCCCCACGAAAACCUAUUGUCACCGACGACUGAACUUUCUGGAAUCCAAGUUCAGCCUUCAUGAGAUGUUAAACGAAAUGUCUGAGUUCAAAGAGUUGAAGAGUAACCCCCACCGGGACUUCUAUAACGUGAGAAAGGUGGACACGCACAUCCAUGCGGCUGCCUGCAUGAACCAAAAACAUCUGCUGCGCUUCAUCAAGCACACGUACCAGACGGAGCCUGACAGGACUGUGGCGGAGAAGCGGGGCCAGAAGAUCACCCUGCGGCAGGUGUUUGACAGCCUGCACAUGGACCCCUAUGACCUCACUGUGGACUCGCUGGAUGUCCACGCGGGCCGGCAGACAUUCCACCGCUUCGACAAGUUCAACUCCAAAUACAACCCUGUGGGGGCCAGUGAGCUGCGUGACCUGUAUUUGAAAACUGAAAACUAUCUGGGAGGAGAGUACUUUGCUCGGAUGGUCAAGGAGGUUGCCCGGGAGCUGGAGGAGAGCAAGUACCAGUACUCAGAGCCACGGCUCUCCAUCUACGGCCGCAGUCCUGAGGAGUGGCCCAACCUGGCCCGCUGGUUCAUCCAGCACAAGGUCUACUCUCCCAACAUGCGCUGGAUCAUCCAGGUGCCCCGGAUCUACGACAUAUUUAGGUCGAAGAAGCUGCUGCCAAACUUUGGGAAGAUGCUGGAGAACAUCUUCCUGCCCCUUUUCGAGGCUACGAUCAACCCCCAAGAUCAUCGAGAGCUUCACCUCUUCCUUAAAUAUGUGACGGGGUUCGACAGCGUGGAUGAUGAGUCCAAGCACAGCGACCACAUGUUUUCUGACAAGAGCCCGAGCCCGGAUGUCUGGACCAGCGAGCAGAACCCACCCUACAGCUACUACCUGUACUACAUGUAUGCCAACAUCAUGGUGCUCAACAACCUCCGCAGGGAGCGCGGCCUGAGCACGUUCCUCUUCCGGCCGCACUGUGGGGAGGCCGGCUCCAUCACCCACCUGGUGUCUGCCUUCCUCACUGCUGACAACAUUUCCCAUGGGCUGCUCCUUAAGAAGAGUCCGGUAUUGCAGUAUCUCUACUACCUUGCUCAGAUCCCCAUUGCUAUGUCUCCUCUUAGCAAUAACAGUUUGUUCCUCGAAUAUUCCAAGAACCCUCUGAGGGAAUUCCUGCACAAGGGACUGCACGUUUCUCUUUCCACCGAUGACCCUAUGCAGUUCCACUACACAAAGGAAGCACUUAUGGAAGAAUAUGCCAUUGCAGCUCAAGUGUGGAAGCUGAGCACCUGCGACCUGUGUGAGAUUGCCAGGAACAGCGUGCUGCAGAGCGGCCUCUCGCAUCAGGAAAAGCAAAAGUUUCUGGGACAAAAUUAUUAUAAAGAAGGACCUGAAGGAAAUGAUAUUCGAAAGACAAAUGUGGCUCAGAUCCGGAUGGCAUUCCGAUAUGAGACCUUAUGCAAUGAGCUCAGCUUCCUGUCUGAUGCUAUGAAAUCGGAAGAGAUCACUGCCUUGACCAAAUAGGUCCAGCAUUUGACAUGCAUUUUAACUUUUUGGUUCAAUUUCAAGUCUGCUGUGGCUAAUAGUGGUCAAGAUUCUAAACUAGGACUUUCCUCUGUUAAGAGGAUGCCUCUGAAGAAAUUUUAAACUGGUGAUUUUGGUGGCACUGCUCACUUUAAGAUUUAACAUGCUCACUUGUAUUUCUGAGUAACAAGAUGGUGACUUCUCCUUGGGGAUCUGGGAGCUGAGCACUUGUCUAUACUUGUUCCCAAUUUUCCAAUUAUUUCUCUUGAAACUGCCAGUGCCUGAACUGUUGGGGCCAGGAUUUUCCAUGGUCAGAUGCCAAGUAACAUGAGGUCUGUGAGGUUUUCUGCCAUACUUUUCUCCAUUGGCCCAAGUAGGCUUAUUGGUAGUUGUUCAUUUCAGCCUCUGGAUGGCUGGCUGCCUUAAACACAAUCAGUUUCAAAGCUCCAUUUCAUAAAAGGGCUACUUUGAGGGAGUUAAGAUGGAAGACUUCCUUCUUGAUAAUUUCUGUUUUUAGUGAAUUUCUUAAACCGUUUUAUUUAGCCCUCUUCCCCCAUUUCUAGUUGGAAGCCAAAUGUACUCAUGAAAACAGCCACUCCUAUUCUUUUUUUUUUUUGAGUUGAAGUCUCGCUCUGUUGCCCAGGCUGGAGUGCAGUGGCGUGGUCUUGGCUCACUGCAAGCUCCGCCUCCUGGGUUCACGCCAUUCUCCUGCCUCAGCCUCCCGAGUAGCUGGGACUACAGGCGCCCGCCACCACGCCUGGCUAAUUUUUUGUAUUUUUAGUAGAGAUGGGGUUUCACCGUGUUAGCCAAGAUGGUCUCGAUCUCCUGACCUCAUGAUCUGCCCACCUUGGCCUCCCAAAGCAGCCACUCCUAUUCUGAGUCUUGGUUUCUUCACCUAGAAAGUGAGGGUUUGGACUAGACAAGUGGCUUUCAGGGUGUUCUGUGAAUCCCCUCAUGAAUACUUUAGGGUGGGGGACGGAAGGGAGUAAGUGAUGCUCAGGGGCUGUCAAACUGACUCUGGUUCAUCAGUUUCACACUGGGACUGCUACAUAAUACUUUUGUCUGAAUGAAGAACUUCAAAAAGCACAGGACUGGAUGACCUCUGUUCCUUUCGGCUCUAAUAUGCUACAACUGUAGGCCAAUUAUCACUUUACCAGUUAAGAGUUAGGCCAGACAAGUGAAAUUUAACUGAAGGUCACACAGCUAUUAAGUAAUAGGCCUACAACUGGAUUUUCUUAUUCCAAAUCCUGUCUUUUCCCCACUAUUCCAUUAGACCCCACAAAUGUUAGUUGUGUGUGUGUGCGUGUGUUUUUUUUAAAUCACUGUAACCGGGUACAUUUUUUUAAGGCAAAAUUUCUCCCUUACCUACUAUGAUGACUUCAGAAGAUACAAUGGUCCCAGGGGCCAGGUAGAAAGCAUUUUAAAGACCAAUCUGAAUUAAGCUUUAUCAAUGUGCUCUUCAUCUGUGUUACUAGUGCCUGGUAUGUAGUAGGUGCUCAAUAAAUGCAUCUUGAAUGACUAAGUGAAUUUCUUUUGGCAACCUUUUAAGGACAUGUGCUCUUAGUACCCAAGAGGCUGCUCAAGGACCUUCCUAUGUAUUUCUGUGGUCAAAUUCAGACUACAGGAGGUCUUUUUGAAUCAUUAUAUUUAGAAGAACCCGAUUUCUGCCUGUGAACUUAUCUGACUUUAGACUGUCUCAUCUUGUGACUUUACAAUGCCUGGUCAAUUCAGCAUAUGGAACUACAAAUGCAGUCUUUUUAUUUGGCAGAUAUAUAUGCUAUCUUGCAGCUAAUUAUGAAAUUGAGUGAAAAUCCAUUGUUAUCUUAGGGAUUAGUUGUGAAAAGCCCCUAUUUAUAUACAUUUGCCCUAACAUAGGAAGUAUUGUGUAGUUUCUCAUUGUCAUUUUAUCUGUAUCAAGUAUCUUUUAAUUGUUAAAUAAAGUCUGCUAGGACUGUGGCUUAAUAAUUUAAAACUAAAGAUAAUCAUAUUUAAAGCAUAUGUUAAAGUUUUUUUACUCUUAAGAUUGGGCACCAUGAAAAGCUAUCAAUAAUAAUAGCUAAUUUAUCUUUUACUAAGACUCAGACAUGAAUGACAUUCACUAGGAAAACUCAAAAUUUUCAAACUGAAGCUCACUAGACCUGGAAGAUAAAUCUUUUAUUAUCUUCUCUAACUUCUACCCUGUUAUAGUUCAUGAGCAAACUACACACGUUCAUUUCCGUUUCCCGGGAUAUUAUUUUAGUCUGUCCAGCUAACACCAUGUUGGAUUUUACCUGUCCUGCAAGCUUUUCCGACAUCUUUUCUAUAGCACUUUGUGCUUUUAUUACAUUGUUAUACUUAAUUGGCCUUUUGGGGGACAAAUCCCUACUUUCCUUUGUGUUUGCAAUUGGAAUAAAAGGUAAUUAAUAGCAUACUGGCUCAGGUUUCGAGAGGAACAGUUUUUGAGGCAGUUUUCCCUUCCUUAUCCUUAAGGGCUCAAGUUCCCUUUAUGUGUUACUUCAAAUUGUACCGUUGAAACGAUCGCCAUCAUUGCUCUUUGCCUCAUGGAAACAAAUCACAGUUCCUGGGUUGAUAUUUCUCAUGGCCUCUUGGAUUAAAAAAGAGCUGAAAGCACA